UUGUCAAAGAGUUGCGAAUCUGCGGUGGCGAAAUGAAAGCCGCCUCACUCUGCAGCAGACAGGAACCCACGUGCUCAGCCCUGAACCAGAAGCAGCUGAGGAUUUCAGUGUCUGUCUUCAUUGAAAUUCAUCACUCACAACAAAGUUAGCUAGAUUUAUAACAGGUUUCAAAGAUGUCCUCCUUCAGGAAAGCCCUGAAGUCCCGACAGAAAAACCACCAUGAAAGAUCUCAGCCUGGUUUUAGGAAACAUUUAGGAUUGUUGGAGAAGAAGAAAGACUACAAACUCCGCGCUGAUGACUACCACAAGAAACAAAACACUCUCGCUGCUCUGCGAAAGAAAGCUCUGGAGAAGAACCCAGAUGAGUUUUACCAUAAAAUGAUCAAUGCCAAGCUGGAGGAUGGAGUUCAUACCAUGAAGAAAGGAAAGAAGCAGCAGGAGGAGGAGGUGAUGACAGAGGAGCAGAAGAAAAUGAUGAGGACACAGGACAUCGGAUAUGUGGAGAUGAAGAGGGUUGCAGAGGCUAAGAAAAUUGAGCGACUGAAGGGAGAGCUCCAUCUUCUGGAUGCAGAGGGAAAGCAGAAAAACAAACACACGUUUUUUGUGGAUUCCAAAAAAGAAGUUGAAACGUUCGACUUGGCAAAUCACCUCAACGUACCUCCAGAGCUGGUGGACCGGGUUUACAACAGGCCGACUCUGCAAACCCUGGAGACAAAGAGCAUCAUGGGUGCUGUGGAGCCUCGGCGCAUACAGAAGCUUGCCAGGGAAAGGAAGCAUCAAUACAGGGUUCUAUCUCAGAGGAUUGACAGAGAAAAGAAGAUGUUUGUUAUCAGCCAGAAAAUUCAGACCCGUAAGGACCUACAGGACAAGACUAAGAAAAUCAAGGUUAAAAAGGAGACCAAAAACUCAGCAGCUAUCUACAAGUUUGAGACCAGGAGAAAACGAUGAAGACGGACCGCACGGCUGAAGAGAGCAAAGAUGAUAGAUUUUCUCCUCACAGAACAGACCUAUGAGCCCAUUUUUCCUUCAUUGUUUUGUACAUACUUAUCAAAAAUUAACUGAAUAAACUUAAACAAACAUGUAAAUUAA
This is a messenger RNA of Oryzias melastigma (Indian medaka), 1088 nucleotides long. It is a transcript of the gene utp11, whose product is annotated as UTP11 small subunit processome component. Gene Ontology annotation, biological process: rRNA processing. The coding region runs from base 174 to 947 and encodes 257 amino acids. The record is from RefSeq and is a predicted model, not a curated record. Gene Ontology annotation, cellular component: nucleolus; small-subunit processome. NCBI's taxonomy places the organism in Eukaryota, Metazoa, Chordata, Actinopteri, Beloniformes, Adrianichthyidae. The transcript is spliced from 8 exons.